AUGCCGAGUUCAUGCGCAGAUAUCAGAGAGGCACUGGCCCAAUGUCUACAGGAAUCGGACUGCAUUAUGGUCCAGCGGCACACGCCGCGUGAGUGCUUGAGCUCUCCGUUGGCUGAGGAGCUACCUAUGAAAUGCCAACAGUUGAAGAAGGGAUUCAGCGAGUGCAAGCGUGGCAUGAUCGAUAUGCGAAAACGCUUCCGCGGAAACCACCCAAUCUCUGUUGCGAAAGAAAUGGACGGCAAACCAUCACAGUCUGAUCAGCUCUACGCUGGAAAGCCGGCUUACACAACUGUCAAGGAGAUCAGUGGAGAUGAGGUGCAGAUGGACCCAGAGAAGACUCGAGGUCUGUAA
Molecule: messenger RNA, 351 nt
Organism: Penicillium malachiteum
Lineage: Eukaryota; Fungi; Ascomycota; Eurotiomycetes; Eurotiales; Aspergillaceae
Product: PET191 family protein
Exons: 3
Coding region: 1-351 (116 amino acids)
Biological process (GO): mitochondrial respiratory chain complex IV assembly
Cellular component (GO): mitochondrion
Source: RefSeq, a predicted model, not a curated record